UGCACAAACCAAUAGGCCUAUGUUGUGCAUCCGUAAUAAGAGGCGUAACUAUCUUGGGGAGUUCAAGAGCAAAUUUCCGCUUCCUGCUGUGAGAAACGUUCAACUUGUCAGGUCGGUGGAAAAGCCCAGCUGCUGCGCUGUCUGCGGAAUGCAAGUAUUGAGAGAGGACACGCGCGCACCAGCUACGAAGCAGUGACGAACAGCGGCUGUUGGCAGCGGUGGGAAAAUGCUGGUGGUUACGUAUGGAGGAAUCAAUCGAGUAACCUAUGAGACGUGAUCUCUAUUGCCUUCACUCCUUAGGGCUGUUUGAAUGGUUAAGGGAGCAUCUAAAUAGUCACCUCGUCUCCACGGAAAAAUCCUCGUAAUGACGGAGAAAGGAGGGCUCCCGCGGAGUGGAGCGGCUCCAGGACCGCACCUGCAACCGUUCAAGCCUGUCACAAUGUCUUCUACUCGGCCGGUGCAGAUGAACCUAUAUGCCACCUGGGAAGUUGACCGGUCAUCUCCUAAUUGUGUACCCAGGAUCUUCAGCAUCACUUUGAAGAAGCUUGUGAUGUUGAAAGAGCUGGAUCGUGAUCUCACAUCAGUUGUCAUUGCCGUCAAACUUCAGGGUUCAAAACGAAUUCUGCGCUCCAAUGAAAUCCUUUUGUCCUCAGCUGGUUUGACUGAGACUGAUCUGCAGUUGACUUUCUCCUUACAGUAUCCUCACUUCCUCAAGAGAGAUGCCAAUAGACUCCAGAUAAUGUUGCAGCGGCGCAAGAGGUACAAGAACCGCACCAUUCUGGGCUAUAAGACCCUCGCUCUGGGCCUCAUCAACAUGGCAGAGGUGAUGCAGCAUCCCUCUGAGGGGGCUCGCGUUCUGGGCCUGCACACCACGGUGAAGGACACCGCUCUGCCCGUGGCGGAGAUCCGGGUGUACUCCCUGUCCAGUCAACCUAUCGAUCACGAGGGUCCCAAAACCAAGCUAUCAGACCGCUCCCCAGACAUCGACUACUCUGAGGAAGAGGAGGAGAGUGACUCAUCUGAACAGGAAGGCAGCGAUGACCCGCUCCAGUACCCUUUUGAUGAUGAGGAUGAGGUGAGGAAGAAAAAGCCAAGACACAAACUGACCACAGCUGCAUCAAUCACGCGAGCAAAUCAGCCUAACAUCAAGCAAAAGUUUGUGUCCUUGCUGAAAAGGUUCAAGGUGUUUGAUGAGGUGGGCUUUGGCCUGGACCACGUGUCUCAGGAGCAGAUCCAGGAUGUGGAGGAGGACCUGGACGACCUUUACGACAGCCUGGAGAUGUACAACCCCAGCGAUAGCGGCCCAGAGAUGGAUGAUACAGACAGCAUCAUCAGUACACCCAAGCCAAAGCUCAGACCGUUCUUUGAGGGCUUGUCCCAGUCCAGCUCUCAGACUGAGUUUGGCAGCCUGAACAGCAGAUGCAGCCAUGGCAGGGACACCCUGAGCACAAUGGACUGUAGAUUGAAGCGGUCCAGCAGCGGACACCUGGACGAUAACUCCGAGUCAGAUGCGCUGGAGCUUACAGAGCUGGAGGUUCUGGCUGAUGUCACCCCCUGCAUAACCCUGUCAGUAGCUGAAAGGCCACGGACUCCUCUGAAGAAUCAGAGCAUAUCUUCUCCUAGACUGGACGGGGACCGCACGCCCAGGCAGCGGCGUGGGACGCCCAUGCGGGAGCGGCAGCUGUCCAAGCCCCUGAGUGAGCGCACCAACAGCUCCGACAGCGAGAGGUCGCCGGACCUCAACCUCACACCACAGAUGCCGAGGAAGAUUGUGUACGACCAGCUGAAUCAGAUCCUGCUGUCAGACAGCGCCCUGCCAGAGAGCCUGAUCCUGGUCAACGGCACUGACUGGCAGGGACAGUAUGUGUCCGAGGCCCUGCAGGCCCAGAGUCUGGCGGUGGUGAGCACCUGCUCCACAUCUGAGAUCCAGGCUGCCCUCUCCGCGCUGCUCAGCCGUAUUCAGAAGUUCUGUAAUUGUAACUCCACCACGCCCAAGCCAGUGAAGGUGGUGGCAGUUGGUGGACAGAGCUAUCUGGGGGCCAUCCUCCGCUUCUUUGUCUCUGAGCUGGCCAGCAAAACGUCCGACUGGCUUGGUCACAUCAGGAUCCUGGUAGUUCCUCUGGGCUCUCACCCCGUGGCCAAGCACCUGGCCUCGCUGGAUAAUCGCUACAGCUCCUCCUUCCAGGACUCUGGCUGGCGGGAGCUGUUCAGCCGCGCAGAGUCCCCUCACACAGGUGCGCUCUCCCAACCACCUACUCACACAGGUGCGCUCUCCCAACCACCUACUCACACAGGUGCGCUCUCCCAACCACCUACUCACACAGAUGUGGAGAGUGUGGAUGUGGUGGGGAGGAUCAGCCAGUACAUCAGUGGCGCCUGCGUCACUCACCAGCUCCCCAUCGCUGAGGCCAUGCUCACCUGCAAGCCCAACACACAUGAAGAGGAUUCCUGCCAGAAGUUUGUGCCAUUUGUUGGUAUGGUGAAGGUUGGGCUUGUUGAGCCGAGUCCAGUGUUUACAGGCGGAGACUGUGAGGAGAGCCUGUCUGUGUGUCUGUCUGUGCCCUCCACCUCACCCCCGGCACACGGAUCAGCCGGCUCCCCCUUGAAGGAUGCUGUAACCCCACCCCCUUCUCCUUCUCUCAGCGGAUUGGCUGUUAUGGGGAGCCCGAUCAUGGCUCACGGGAUGGACGCCAUUGGCCUGCAGGUGGACUACUGGGCCGCUACGGCGCCAGACAAGCGCAAGGAGGGCGAGCGACGCGAGGCGGGCACCAAGAACACCCUGAAGAGCGCCUUCCGCUCGCUGCAGGUCAGCCGGCUGCCCAGCUCGUCCUCGGCCGAGCUCCAGCACCUGGCCAACACCAUGGCCAUGACGGUGGUCACCAAGGAGAAGAACAAGAAAGUCCCCACCAUAUUUCUUGGGAAGAAGCCAAAGGAGAGAGACAUCGAGUCCAGGAGCCAAGUUAUCGAAGGCAUCACCAGACUUAUAUGCUCCUCCAAACAACAGCAGACCAGCCUGCGAGUGUCUGUAGAUGGCCUGGAGUGGAACGACGUGAAGUUCUUCCAGCUGGCCGCCCAGUGGCCCACGCAUGUGAAGUACCUCCCCGUGGGCCUGUUCGGCUACAGCAAACCGACCUCUUAGUGCCCACUCACACUCCGAGUCGAUCUCAUCAGGAGCUUCCUGGACACAGUGUUCUGGUGUUUUCCGUGACACAGUGUUCUGGUGUUUUCCGUGACACAGUGUUCUGGUGUUUUCCGUGACCGUGUUCUGGUGUUUUCCGUGACCGUUUGGCUUCCAGGGUGGGUGGAUGGGGUUUAGCACCCCGGAGUUCUUUCAGCAUCAAUGAAAUGAUGAGGUGCUGAAACUCAUUCUGUAAUCUGUGGUUAACAACACCUCAAGUUACAAUAACUGAUGCUGAAGGCUAACUGAUGCUGCAUUGAGAAAAAGCCACACACUUCCAUUUGAGCUGUAAUUCCUUGUAUGAGGCUGGAUAUUGUGUGUGUGCACUCUACAAACUAGUUCUCACCAGUGGGUUUUGCUGUUGAUGUUGCAUUUGUGCAAUAACACUUGAACUUUGUGUUAAUUUUAUGGUGUUCAGUAAACAAACAAUAGUGGAAUAUGAUAAUUACCUUUGACUUGAUCCCUUGUAUUGCAAUAAUGUGAUCUAUAGUGUAGUAGUUGAAUCAGUCAAAUAUCUCAUAAAAGAUUUGUUUUUUUUUUUGCUUAAACCCCAUCUUUUUUCUAUAACACAGAGGCCUUGCCAAAAGAAUAUAGGCAGUUAUUAGAGGACGUUUCCGUCGGCUUCAGAGAGAAUUUGAAGUGGGCCUUAAUUUCUAACAUAUUGAACGUUGCUAUGGUUCCCCCAAACUAGUUUCUGUGAGUGACAGCUUCUUUGGUGGUUGCUUAUUUGAUUACUCAGUGUCUAUAACAUUAAACAUUGUAGGAUAUACCAUGCUGCUAAUAUGGACCAAUGUGGCUUUCCAGUGUGAAGUGUUUUGUAUGAAUUGCCUUAUUGUGAAAUCGAUGUGUACAUAUAUUUAAUGGAUCUUUUUGAAACAUGUAUCUGCAAAUUCUAUGACUUGUCACAGAUUUUUGUGAAAGAGAUUCUUUUCAUAUGCUGCAUUUUAAAAAAGGAUCCGACCAGCAAGCACUUUGCUGUUACAUUCCAGCUUUCUGUUUAGAUUUUGCCAACAUUCUGGUCAAGCACAUUGUCAAGACUCAACCAAAAAAAUAGAAACAGAUUUUCCACUGCUUAGAUGUUCAAAUAACUGUAAUCAUAUGACACUAGCUAUUUCUGCAUGUUGAAUGAUUCUGAAACAUGUAGUGAUUUUAAUGUAACUGCCAAUUUCAGGAUGUUGGUGUACUGAAAAGCAUAGGUAAUAAAAAAUAUGUUUUUCAUU
Alosa sapidissima (American shad) is the source of this 4398-nucleotide messenger RNA. RefSeq names its product phosphofurin acidic cluster sorting protein 1a (gene pacs1a). Gene Ontology annotation, biological process: protein localization to plasma membrane. Bases 365 to 3139 code for a protein of 924 amino acids. The transcript is spliced from 25 exons. NCBI's taxonomy places the organism in Eukaryota, Metazoa, Chordata, Actinopteri, Clupeiformes, Clupeidae. The record is from RefSeq and is a predicted model, not a curated record. Gene Ontology annotation, molecular function: transmembrane transporter binding.